Penicillium digitatum Pd1 is the source of this 279-nucleotide messenger RNA. Lineage: Eukaryota; Fungi; Ascomycota; Eurotiomycetes; Eurotiales; Aspergillaceae. The record is from RefSeq and is a predicted model, not a curated record.
AUGGUUUCCACGCCUCGGAUGAGGCAUAAUGUUUCUAGUCUCAUUCUUGGAAAUGUCCAGUCCUUCUGGAAUCACGAGAUGCUUCAAGAAAAUCAAAUCAAAGCAAUUGUUUCUCUUGCUGAUGACCGAUGGGUAUGGUGGAACAGUAUCUCAAGACGGGCAGUUCUAGAGCAUCAUCCGGGUUCAGUGCAGACUCGCCAACACAAGACCUUCUUAUCCAUUAAAGUGAUGCCUGCGAAUUUAUCGACCAAAUGGCAUCCCAGGUUCUUUCCUCAUUGA